Messenger RNA from Salvia miltiorrhiza (redroot sage), 1879 nucleotides. RefSeq names its product elongation of fatty acids protein 3-like. Gene Ontology annotation, biological process: very long-chain fatty acid biosynthetic process; fatty acid elongation, monounsaturated fatty acid; fatty acid elongation, saturated fatty acid. The transcript has a single exon. The coding region runs from base 118 to 1005 and encodes 295 amino acids. The record is from RefSeq and is a predicted model, not a curated record. Gene Ontology annotation, cellular component: endoplasmic reticulum membrane. Gene Ontology annotation, molecular function: fatty acid elongase activity. Lineage: Eukaryota; Viridiplantae; Streptophyta; Magnoliopsida; Lamiales; Lamiaceae.
CCGAAAAAGAGAAUUCCAAUUUUCAAUAUCAAUUUUCGCGGAGGCGAAAACCAAUUCAGGGGUCCCCUAGUUUCUCGCCGGCCGACGACGAGAACCACCGUUCCGGCGUCGCACAGGAUGGCGCCCGCUAACAGCCUGACUUAUUACCUAUCGGAGCACCCCUCCAUCGUUGGGUUCCGGUGGAGCCACGCCCAAACGCUGGGCUCCACGUGGUCGUUCCUUUUCUCCUCCAUCGCCAUCUACCUGGCCGCCGCCGUCGUCCUCCACGCCGCCGCCCUGCUCCUCUCCCGCCACCGGCGCCCCGUCCCCCUGGGGCCCCUCCCCGCCGUCCACUCGCUCUCGAUGGCGCUCCUGUCGGCCACCAUCUUCGCCGGGAUCCUCCUCUCGGCCGCGGCGGAGAUCCGCGACACGCGGUGGCUGUGGCGGCGGUCCCGGUCCCGCACCACCCCCUUGGAGUGGCUGCUCUGCUUCCCCCUGGGCACCCGCCCCUCCGGCCGCGUCUUCUUCUGGUCCUACAUCUACUACCUCUCGCGUUUCCUCCACGCGCUCCGCACCUUCAUCACCAUCUUCCGAUACCGCCGCCUCUCCUUCUUCAAGCUCUUCAACCACUCGAUCCUCAUCUUCAUGUCCUUCCUGUGGCUGGAAUUCUCGCAGUCGUUCCAGGUGGUGGCGAUCCUCUUGACCACGCUCGUCUACUCCGUCGUCUACGGCUACCGCUUCUGGACGGCGAUCGGGCUGCCGGCGGCGUGUUUCCCCUUCGUCGUCAGCUGCCAGCUGGCGCUGCUCAGCUGUAAUCUCGUGUGCCACGUCGGCGUCCUCCUCCUCCACUACAUCAAGGGAGGCUGCAACGGGAUUGGAGCCUGGCUUCUCAACUCCGUUCUCAACGGCGCCAUUCUCUUCCUCUGUCUCAAUUUCUACGUCAGAAUGCAUCUCCGUAAAAGAAACCCUUCCUUCUCCGGCGGCGGCGCCGAUCAUCAUCCGCUUCUCAAAUCCAAAAAAAUUUGAGGUCUGAUUUCCCCCCUUUUUUUUCUUCGGUAGCUAUUAGGUUAGCGAUACGGCGUAGUCUGUUUAGAUGAAAUUAGGAAAACAAAACAGAUAUAUAUAUAUUUGUAAAUUGUUUAAUGGGAUCAGUGUUAUAGAAGAAUCCCCAUUUUCACCUGUUUUUAGUAUAAAUAAUGUGGAUAUAACUUGUAAAAAUUACAUCGCCUCAAUCAUGUUAUGUUCGUCAUUUGAUGAUGGGAAACAAUAUUAAUGGGAGUAUUACCGAAAAUUUAGAACGUGAGAGUGAGUAGUUAGAUGAGAGUGAGUAAUUGUCGACUUUGCUAUAUAUAGAAAAGGGUCAGAGAAAGAAGCAAUUCAUUCAUUCAUUCAUUUGCUCAGUUUCAGAAUUUGGUGCAGUUGUCUUCAAUUGGGCUUUUCAGAAGCAAUAUGCAGCCAUGCUGUGGCUGCCCAUAAAGCAAUCUAAUAAGAAAAACUCAAUUCUAUUUAAAAUUUUCGAUUUAAAAUAAAAGGUUAACUUACCUAAUUUUACUAAUUCAAUCUUUAUUUUUUGGCAAUUACAAUCUCACAUUUUUAAAAUUUUAAAACUAGGUCCUGUUAUCACCGAAAUAGAAAUGACGUUUUGCUGGAAAACAAUAGUAUAGAUUUAAAAGUUUGUACGAAAUUUUCAAUUAAUUUCAAAUAUCACUUGCUAACUGGAUACCAAAAUAUAGAUUUAUUAUUUUGGCCUAUUAACGAUUUUUUUAGGCGAAGCAGUUGGAGGUCUUGUAUGCUAUAAAUACUGUAUUAGUUAGGUGACGAAUAUGACAGUUGAUGGGUGUAGGUGCGAAAUAUUGGAACCGAAUUUGCAUUAUGGGAUAUUCCGUUUUACUUUUAUACA